This is a messenger RNA of Drosophila serrata, 597 nucleotides long. RefSeq lists its product as uncharacterized. Lineage: Eukaryota; Metazoa; Arthropoda; Insecta; Diptera; Drosophilidae. The record is from RefSeq and is a predicted model, not a curated record.
UCCGGGUCCGUGUCAGUGCAGUUUGGAACACGAAAGCGGUCACAAUGUACCCGGAACGCUGCGGAAACAGCCGGAAGAUGACGAAACCCGUGCUGGCUAUCACCAUUAUUGCCCUGCUCUCGAUGCUUGCCCAGGUGAUCGGUUACUCGGGCCUGAUACCAGCGGAUCCAGAGAAUCCUGGCAAAUGCAUCUAUCGUGGUGAUGUCCUGGAGCUGGGCGUCAACAAUGGCAUCUCGCCAUGUCAGCGGCUGACAUGCAACAAGGAUGGCUCCAUACUUAUCGAGGGAUGUGGAAAACUGCGCAUCGAGAACUGCAAUCGCGGGGAGAGGAUAAAACCCGGCGAACCCUUCCCGGAAUGUUGCAAGCUGCGUUACAAGUGCAAGGAGAUUGGGGCAGCGCCCUAUUACAUCGAGAGGAAUACGGCGGAGAAGGUCUAGGAAAAGCAAGGACAUAGCCAGAGGAUGCCUUUAACCUCACCCUAGAAGCCACUAAUAUAUAUAUAUGUUUUUCCACAAUUUGCUAAUUUAUUUGUCAACUUGUAUAUCUCAAUAUAAGCAGAAUGUUUUGUUUUUUUUUUAUUAUUUGUAACAGACGAAA